AUGCGUUGGGAAUUUAAAGUCGAAAAUCCUUAUGAACAACGUCGGGCUGAAGGCGAACGUAUUCGUCGAGAAUAUCCUGAUCGAUGUGCAGUUAUAGUUGAACGUGCUCCUAAUUCACAUGCACCAGAACUUUUAACUAAAAAAUAUUUAGUUCCAAGUGAUCUUACAGUUGGUCAAUUUUAUUUUCUUAUUCGUAAACGUGUCAAACUUCGACCAGAAGAUGCACUCUUUUUCUUUAUUAAUAAUACGAUACCAAAUACAUCAAUGACAAUGGGUUCUCUCUAUCAAGAACAUGCGGAUGAAGAUAAAUUUCUUUAUGUUGCUUACAGUGAUGAAUCAACAUAUGGUUAA
This is a messenger RNA of Adineta steineri, 351 nucleotides long. NCBI's taxonomy places the organism in Eukaryota, Metazoa, Rotifera, Eurotatoria, Adinetida, Adinetidae. The record is from the annotation of a GenBank genome assembly.